AUGAAGCCUCUGCCUCUCUCUCUCGUCCUCUGGCUGAUAGCCUUACAAUCGAAUCUCUCACUUGCCUACUGGCGCAUGGCAUGCAGCGUCUCUCAAACAGCGAGAGUCGACCCCAUCCUCAAUCCUGGCGAAGUCUCCGCGCACGCCCACAAGUUCGCCGGCGGAAGCAACGUCAACCAAAACUCCGACUUCACUUCUCUUCAAUCUUCAACUUGUUCCUCCUGCGAGGUCCAGAAGGACACCUCGGCUUACUGGACCCCGCAGUUGUAUUACGCCCACGCCAAUGGCGAUUUUGAGGAAGUGCCAAAUUACGGAAUGACUGUGUACUACGUCGGACGUGGUGGAAAUGCAUCCAAUACUGUUCCAUUCCCUGCUGGGUUCAAAAUGAUCUCGGGAGAUACUCGCCAGCGGUCAUACGACACCUCAACCUUGACAUAUCUGGAAACCCGGCCUGUAGCCGACAGGGUAAGUUUCCGCUGCAUCAAUGAAGCUAACGAUAUUCCAGAAACACAUUACAUCUCGCAGACCGACUGCGUAAAUGGUCUACGAGCUCAAAUCAACUUCCAAUCCUGUUGGGACGGGGUCAACACUUACCUCGACAACUCCGCCCAUGUUGCUUAUCUAUCCGGCAUUGACUACGGCGUCUGCCCUCCUACACAUCCUGUUUCUAUCCCAGGUCUCUUCUUUGAGGUUUUGUACUUUACCAAUUUAAUCGAUCAAUCAAGUGGUGGCGAGUUUGUCUUCGCCAAUGGCGAUCCCACCGGCUAUGGGUUCCACGGUGACUUUCUCAAUGGUUGGGAUAUGGACGUACAGACCGCCGCAGUGGAAAACUGCCUCUACACCGACAAUGGCGGAGUCAUCAGUGCAUGCUCAUAUCUCACUGAGAGUGAUGAUGUCAACUUUUCUCGCACCUGUCCUGAGCAGCCAUCGGUGCUUGACGAGCCCAUCCAUGGCAACAUCAGUGCUCUGCCAGGGUGUAAUCCCAUAACCCCUGGCCCUGGUCUGGCUGAGCCACUGUACUACGUCCACAACUGUCGGAAUCUCUGGGACGAGCUCAACCGCGGCAACGACAUCAACUAG
Capronia epimyces CBS 606.96 is the source of this 1080-nucleotide messenger RNA. RefSeq lists its product as uncharacterized. The record is from RefSeq and is a predicted model, not a curated record. Lineage: Eukaryota; Fungi; Ascomycota; Eurotiomycetes; Chaetothyriales; Herpotrichiellaceae. The transcript is spliced from 6 exons. The coding region runs from base 1 to 1080 and encodes 359 amino acids.